Myripristis murdjan (pinecone soldierfish) is the source of this 1007-nucleotide messenger RNA. RefSeq names its product pancreatic progenitor cell differentiation and proliferation factor b (gene ppdpfb). The coding region runs from base 208 to 549 and encodes 113 amino acids. The record is from RefSeq and is a predicted model, not a curated record. NCBI's taxonomy places the organism in Eukaryota, Metazoa, Chordata, Actinopteri, Holocentriformes, Holocentridae. Gene Ontology annotation, biological process: multicellular organism development; cell differentiation. The transcript has 5 exons.
CUUCAUCUUGGCAGAAACAGCAUCGAUAUCCAUACGGACCUUGGAGGGUUACAUUUACCCAAAAAUUAUUUUCAAAUGGACCCCGUCGCCUAGCGUUUACUCCCCCAGCCUCGCCGACUGAGUUGUAUUGGGUGCUCCGCAACAUCAAGCACGUCUGGGUCAGUACAAGGUUUCCAUCAAGCACAGCAUACAGACCAACAAGGUAGAAUGGCAGCCAUCCCAGCAGGCGGUUCUCUCGUGGCGACCACUGACUACUACCGAAGGCGCAUCGGCUCGACCUCCAGCAGCAGCUCUUGUGGCAGUUCGGAAUACACCGGAGAGGUCAUCCCUCACCAUCCAGGCCUCCCCAAGCAGGACUCUGGCCACUGGUGGUCCAGUUUCUUCUUUGGGAAGCAGCCGGGGAUGACCACCCUGACCGAGGAGGCGCAGCAGAAGGCGGGGGUCCCGGGUGUGGUGACGAACGGUCAGAUCACCUGCGUUGCCAGGGAGAUGGUGAUGCAACGGCAGGUGAGUGAGAGCAGCGAAUCGGGAAGCCCCACCUCCUCCUGAUCCCGCCUCCUCGCUCUGUUCCAUUCCCACACCUCGGGGGGAAUCAAACCAACGACCAACGCUAGGUGACGGGAGGACGUCCCGUUUACCUUAGUUUCUUUUUUUUUUUUUUUUUUUUUUUUUUGUAAUGUUAUUAUUCACUGUAGUACAGGCUGCCCUACUUGUUUUUUUGUUUUUGUUUUUGUAACCUUGUUUUUUAUCGACAGUCAAAUUAAAAAAAAAAAAAAAAAAAAGCAUAAAAAUGAACAAAAAAACAAAACAAAAACAAGAUGACGAAGGAACUGAUAAGCUACAUGUUGAUUUGUUUUUUGUUUUCUACAUUUGUACUGUUCAGUGUCUGUAAUACUGUGGUGCAUAUACACACUGGUGCAUACACAUCCUCAUGCCUUUUGUUAAGCAUUUUUCACUCUUGUCACCCUGUGAUUGCAGAUGCAAUAAAGUAGACUCUUGCAGCCUAA